AUGAUCAUGAUCGUGCCGCCGGGGUUCUCCAUCCUGAGCGAUCCGGCCAAUUGGCUGCACGUGGAUUCGGUGUCCGGCGAGGUGCGAACCGCCGCUAAGCUCGAUCGGGAGUCGAGCUUUGUCCAGGAUGGGCGGUACUACACGGCGUCCUUCCUCGCCACGGACGACGGGAACCCCCCGGCCACGGGCACGAGCACGCUGGUCAUCACCCUCGCGGACGUCAACGACAACGCUCCGACGGUGACGCCGCUGCAGGGCCGCGUGUGCGAGGGGGUCCGCGGCGUGGCCGUGGCGCUGCUGCGCGCCUCUGACCGGGACGCGGGAGCCAACGGCGGCCCCUUCUCCUUCGUCCUGCGCGGCGCCUCGGCCGCCGCGUGGAAGCUCGAAGGGGCCAACGGCACGCACGCUCAGCUGGUGCUCACGCGGCCGCUGCCCCUGGGCUUGCACCGCGUGCAGCUGCGCGUCACCGACUCGGGCGUGCCCCCCCAGAACGCCGACGUGGCCUUCCAGGCGUCCUGUGUGCAGUUGCCCCGCAGGGCUCAGAGCCCGACUGCAGCGCCGCGGGGUCCCCCCUCCUCCUCCUGCUCGCGGCCCCCGGAGGCUGCGGGCUCCUCGCCGCCCUCCUCAUCGCCGCGGCGUCCACGCUGCUCGCCUUCCUCUAGGGGGGGGGAGGCGAGGGAGUCUCUGGCUCCCCCUGUGCAUGUGGUGCCCCCCGACUUCCCCAACCCGCUGCCCCCCCCCCCCAACCGCCAUCACCCCCCCACCACCACCGCCGUGAACACGCCACGCACACGCCACGCACCGUGUAGGCAAGCAGCGCGCGCGUGGCGUGCUCGUGGUGACGCGCAGCGUGCGUCGCCGCGGACACGGCCAGGCCACGUGUCGCCACUGACGCACCGACACAACACGCAGCCCAAGACAAAGACAAAGAUCCCCCGUAUGGCCUUGAACAGACUGUUGGGGCAAGUGUUGCUAGCGAGCACACGCACCCCGCACGGGUCACCACACGCAACAACAACGGCAGCAGCAGCAGCCAACAAAAGCAGCCGUGUACCACCAAAGUGGUGCUGACGUCACCACGGCGCCAGGCUAGGUGCACACACACACGUGGUCUCGCCUGUCUCCACUGCUAGCCUGCCGUGCUCGAGUGGUGCUGCAGUAGCACCGUAGCUACACCUGUUGGCUCUAGGGGGGCAAGUUGAUGCAGCACACCGCUGUUCUCAGCUGCCCUGCGUGAUGUUAAAAGAAAACACUCCAAAGCUAUUUAACUAUUUUUAUUUUACCAGCUCUAGCCCACUGAGCUUGCGUAGUUCUCUUUCAGAAGCGACCUGGCCACCAAUGACAACGCAACAAAUCGUGUGGAAAUCUAAAGCAGUCAAAUACUCUAAACACACGUGGAGGAAAAAACCUGAGAGCCCGGAGAAAAAUCCACGCGACCACGGGGAGAGAGGCACGCAAACCCCACAUAUGCAGUAGGCGUCAGGGUCGGGAUCGAACCCACGACUUUCUGUGUACCGGGCGAGGUAGUUAACAUUUCGCCACCGUGGCGUCCCUUUGUACUGGUGGGGAGCGGUGGUGCCGUGGUUAGCGCGCUGCGCGACGAACUCGGCCACCCAACUUCGAUUCCUGCUUAAGACCAAUAACUGGCGAAUAAUUUAACCCGUCCUCGGCCUCCCCUAACUCGACUCAGCCUUUCAAUGAGUACCUGGUGCGAGAGUGUAAACAUCAGCACUGGGGAGACAAAGGCGGCCGGGCGUGGUGUUGGCCACCCACCCCCAUGCGUACCGUGCCUGGCCUUCAAAUGUGCUCGCUAACAGCACUUGCCCCAACAGUCUGUUAAAGGCUACACGGGGGAUCUUUGUCUUUGUAUAGCACUUCUCCUCACUGCCCCCCCCCCCCUUGUUACUCCACUGCUGGAUAAGUUCGCCCUCUGCUACGCCGUGCGGGUUGGUGAGGGGUCAUUUGACCAUACUUCACCGCGCUGGUCAAUGAAGCUCGGUGAAGUCGGGGAGUAGAGACGAUGUAGCAUAGAAGUGCAGUACAACAAUAUUUUUUUUCUGAUGAGUGAAUAAUACGCAGUUGGGAUAGCAGUGGCACAGUGGUUGGUUGGCGCAUGCUGUGCUACGAACCCUGCGAUACAAGUUCGAUACCCAGGCCAACAACGACAAACGUGAGCGAGGCGACGAGUGCUACCUGAACCAGUACCUGGACUGUCUCUCCCCGGCAACCUUCACCAACGCGCACUGGACCAGCGCGGGGAAGUAUGGUCUAACAACUCCCACCGUGCACCACGCGGCGUGGGGAGGCCUUCAUUCAGCAGUGGUUUGAGAAUAACGGGUAGGGGGUGGUGCUGCUGUUGUUAUAAUUGUUCAAUUGUUUCAAACUCCACCGGGGGACGGCCCCGGGACACGCCACACCCGCCCGUGUGUGCGGCGUCAGCUCCUCGACGAGGAGCUGUGAGAUGAACAAG
Messenger RNA from Lethenteron reissneri (Far Eastern brook lamprey), 2470 nucleotides. RefSeq names its product protocadherin-16-like. Gene Ontology annotation, molecular function: calcium ion binding; beta-catenin binding; cadherin binding. Gene Ontology annotation, biological process: cell-cell junction assembly; adherens junction organization; homophilic cell-cell adhesion. Gene Ontology annotation, cellular component: catenin complex; plasma membrane; adherens junction. The record is from RefSeq and is a predicted model, not a curated record. Lineage: Eukaryota; Metazoa; Chordata; Hyperoartia; Petromyzontiformes; Petromyzontidae.